AUGUGUGUAUGCAGGCUUGGUCUAUCUUCGAUUAUUGACCUUUCUUCGGAAUUUGCUGGUGGCAUGCAUAAAUGGUUUGGAAAAGAAUGGAUAGUUCUUAAAGAAAAGGUGUUAUCACAAGUGAACAUCACAACAAAACAAUUUGAUAAGGAGAUUAAAAAUGACAUUAACAGAAUAGAGAAAUUUUGCAUUUCAUAUCAGUACUGGGAAAGCAGGGAUUAUGUUCUUGAGAAGUUGAAAGGGCAUUCAGAUAAAAUCAUGCAUCAACAGAUAAUGAGAAUUUAUUUUUUUGUGGGUGAGACUGUCUCUAGGGUAGCAUUAGCUAGAAAGAUUGAUUUACAAAUCAUAUAUAGAUCAGGUAAUAAAGAACUGAGUCAUUCAGAAGCUGCUCGAUCAACAACACCAAAUAAAGUAAUUAAGGAUCGUAGUAAAUGUAUGCGAACAAAUAAAUGUAUUCUUGACCAGUAUUUGAUGCAUGAUCUUUCAAAAGAAGCAGUUGAUGAUUCUGCUGUUUUAGGAUUACAAUUAGCUGCUCUCCAUGGUCAAAUCAUUGGUAUUGAUUUAGUAGAUAAUGGCCUAUAUUUUGGAUUUGAGGGUCCUGCAUUUAGGUUCCCUGCUAAACUUGAUGAUAUUACAACUUUGGAGAAAACUUUGGAGGCGUUAUAUUUAUUUAAGGAUAAUAUAAACCGUAAAGCAGAUGUAUUAUUUAAACUUGACAAUGAUAAUUUAAAUCCAUUUCAUGGAAUCUUUCAUACUGAGAAUACUUCAACACCAAAUCAUCACAAGGCCAGUUUUAUCAAACCAACAUGUUUCACCCCAACGAAACCAAAACAAACGGUUGUUGAAGAAAUAAAGACAUUGCAGUCUGUUAAUUUAGAAUUCUGCUAA
Messenger RNA from Entrophospora sp. SA101, 888 nucleotides. NCBI's taxonomy places the organism in Eukaryota, Fungi, Glomeromycota, Glomeromycetes, Entrophosporales, Entrophosporaceae. The record is from the annotation of a GenBank genome assembly.